AUGAUCUCCUCGUUGUUCUCCAGAAUUUCCAUCGCGUUCAUACGAAGGACAUUUACGACAGAUAUCUUCCAGAAGGACAGGAAGAUAAAGCUCCAAUUCCACUAUUAUGCACUUGCAAUUCGAAGAACACAUCUGGCAUCCCAUGUAUUCACAUUAUUAAGGAUGUGUCUGCUCCACCAAUCAAUCCUCUCCUUCUACUCCAAGAUCCUCUACAGGUUCGACGACGAGGGCGUCCACGAGGAGCGAGAAACUUCAUUAGCCAGUCAACCACUCAGCAAGCCACCCAGCAGAGCACCCAGGAUAUCCUCUCUUCGCCGGAUUCCCUCACUCAGGAUCGAUCCACCCGGCGAGAACCAUCAGCAUUCGAGCACGUACUAUCGCAGGAACGUGGACGUGGACGUGGACGUGGACGUGGCCGAGGACGUGGAAGGGGACGUGGAAGGGGACGUGGACGUGGAACAAGCAGUGGUGAACCUAGCAGUGGUGAACCUGCCAGUAGCCAAGGACGUGGAAGGGGACGUGAGGGUGCCUAAGAAGCAGGAUGAUCAAUAUGUAGAUUUUUAA
Molecule: messenger RNA, 564 nt
Organism: Penicillium samsonianum
Lineage: Eukaryota; Fungi; Ascomycota; Eurotiomycetes; Eurotiales; Aspergillaceae
Exons: 3
Coding region: 1-564 (187 amino acids)
Source: RefSeq, a predicted model, not a curated record